Molecule: messenger RNA, 1062 nt
Organism: Cryptosporidium muris RN66
Lineage: Eukaryota; Apicomplexa; Conoidasida; Eucoccidiorida; Cryptosporidiidae
Exons: 1
Coding region: 1-1062 (353 amino acids)
Source: RefSeq, a predicted model, not a curated record
AUGCGGCAGAAUAGUCGUGCUUCAUAUAAUAAUAAUGAAUGUGGAGCAGCAUUACAGUUACCAUUACGUCUCCCAUAUCCAGGGAACUCAAAUAGAAUAUUCAACUAUCAAAAAUAUGGACCCUAUCCAGAAUUCCUUUUCUGUAUCCCUGCAAGACCACUUAUAACUGUCUUUGGAUGUGAUCUGGAUAUUUUUGUUCGCUUUGUUAGCGUUUUUUCUAUUAUUGUAUGGAUAAUGAUGCUAAUACUAGAGUUCUUACAUUUAUAUAAUCGUGGUACUAGUGAGAGUUCAUUAACAUUAAUAAUAAUUAUAAGUAUAUUAGGUAUAUUAGGUAUACUUUCUGGUAUUUUUUGUGGUAUCGUUGGUUAUAUUGGUUGUACUAUCUGUAAUCCUUCAUGCUUAUAUCCCUUCUUUGUUCAUCUAAAUUUUCAGACUAUUGCUACUUUAUAUGCUGCAAUAGCAUCUUACUUUCGUGGAUAUACUAAAUAUACAAUUAUAUAUCUUUUUUUUUUAGCUGGUGGCUUAAUUUCACUAUUUCCUACAUGGUCUUUAUAUGUACAUGCUUAUAUCCAUGGUAUUCCACCAAAUUUAACCUUACCUACAGGAUUAUUGUCAGAUGUUUGGAGGGCUAGGGAUAAAAAACAAAGAGAGAAGGGAAGAGAGGAAUUAGAGAGCCUUUAUCCAUCUCAACAAAAAUCUGAAACUCAAUCUUAUACUGGUAUAAUUAAAGAUAGUAGUAUACGUUUUAUAACACCACCUAAAUCUCCAGGAAAUAAUUCAAUUCAAAAUAAUCAAAAUUUAUCACCUAAAACACCCUCAUUUGGUGUAAGAGAAUCACUUUCAAAAGAUUCUAUUCAAUAUGAAAAGAAACUUAUGCAACUAUAUUUACCAGCUUCUCCAAAUUCUUCAAAGAUAAAUACAGAUAUUGCUAUUAAGAAACUUCUCAGAUGGUCAAAACCUAAAAGUGGCAAUGGUAUCUUUGUUCCGAAGCUAGCAAGAAAUUCAAAGAAAGAUAAUCUAAUUAUUAACAAAGUUCGAGUAUCUAGAACUAUAAAGAGAUAA